UUUAGCACCAGUCCCCUCUUCCGUUUUCCCAUCAAGUCCAAAGUCCUUCCGCAGUUUGCAGCAUUCACCGCUUUUGAUCGGUUCUCACUCAACUUCCCUUGUCCAUCAUCAUGAUUGCUGCCGCCGCCCCCGUCGAGCUUACGCAAGGAUCUGACCCGGUGUAUGCGAAGCGCCUUGCGGGCGAAGGCAACAAAGAAAUCUCCGCCUUUUACAACCAGGAUAUCUCAGACAAGCUGACGCCUAAGACAAGGCAGAUUCUUGAAGAAUACAGUCAGAUCCCUACUGCCCGGGUGAUUCGGCACAUCCACGAAGUGCGCGACAAAGCGUGGGCGAUUCGGGCCUACCCCUGCAUCGGGUCGGGAAUCUAUCUCGAUCCCAUCCUCCCCAAGCAGCCGUCGUACCCGACAGUGCUGUCGCGGCUCAUCAACGAGGAUGCCGUGCUCCUGGAGGUCGGGUCGUUCCUAGGCUCGGAUCUAAGAUCCGUGGUCGCAGAUGGCGCCCCGUCGAGCAAUCUCAUCGCGACCGACGUGGUCAGCUUCUGGGACAUCGGCUACGAGAUGUUCCAGGACAAGGACCGGUUCAAGUGUCGCUUCUACCAGGCGGACCUGAUGGACCCCAACGGGGCGCUGCAGAAAUUCCAACACUCGAUAGACAUCAUCCACAUCAGCAAGGUGCUGCACCAGUGGAGCUUCGACCGCCAGGUCGAGGCGUGCGAGCACCUGGUGGGCCUGAGUCGGGAGGGGACCAUGAUCGUGGGCGAUCAGAUGGGCGGGGAGACUGCGCACGAACUGAUUCCCUACCCGGAUCUGCCGGGGCUGUGGAUGCACGACGAGAACUCAUGGCGCGAGAUGUGGGAGAUCAUCAGCAAGAAGACGGAUACGCAGUGGGACACCCAGACCACCGUCCGCACGAUUGCGGAGAUGGAGUGGGACCCCAAAGAUUACACCUACCUGCGGGAGGAUCGCAUCGUGUUGAUGUUUACCAUGACUCGGACCAAGUAGCUAGCGUGCUGGGACGACAGCCAGCCCACAUUCGUUAGCUAGAAUGCAAUCAAAUUACAC
Molecule: messenger RNA, 1061 nt
Organism: Aspergillus heteromorphus CBS 117.55
Lineage: Eukaryota; Fungi; Ascomycota; Eurotiomycetes; Eurotiales; Aspergillaceae
Exons: 3
Coding region: 111-1001 (296 amino acids)
Source: RefSeq, a predicted model, not a curated record